Molecule: messenger RNA, 2253 nt
Organism: Nelumbo nucifera (sacred lotus)
Lineage: Eukaryota; Viridiplantae; Streptophyta; Magnoliopsida; Proteales; Nelumbonaceae
Product: alpha/beta-Hydrolases superfamily protein
Biological process (GO): lipid metabolic process
Molecular function (GO): short-chain carboxylesterase activity; monoacylglycerol lipase activity
Source: RefSeq, a predicted model, not a curated record
UACAAGUUCACAACAUCCGACAUCGUUUUUUUCCAGCUUCUUCUCGUGCCUCGUGGUCGUUCUGGGCCCCAAAAAUUCAUUCUUAGCUCAACCAACUCCUGCGAGAUCGAACCAAGUGGGUAACCAGACCCAACAAAUUAGAAAUCUGGGAUUUUCAUGUUUUGAGUUCUGGUGAUCUUUCGAGGUGGCUAUGGAGUUCAGGAAUUCAAAAGAGGUCCCUGUUUCCGCCUUGGAACUUCUGCUGCAAGCGGCGUCGCUGAUACCGAUUUUGUACUAUGUAUUGGGAUCUCUAUUCGUUUUGGUGGUAUUUUUGUAUAAUUUCUUGGAGUUUCAUUUUGUUAGAGAUCUCCUGCAUGGUUUUAGAGGGGAUCCUGUGUCCUUGACGUUCAAUUCGUUCUCGGAGAUCUAUGAAGGUGUUGUUUCCAAGUGCCGGAUUCUUCACGGAAGGUAUUUGGCUACGCCAUGGCUUUCAAGUCCACAUUUUCAGACUGCUUUUCUGAACUUCUUUGGAAGGCCUCCCUUUUUCAGCUACAGAAGGCAGCUAUUCCAUACACCUGAUGGUGGAACUGUAGCUUUGGAUUGGCUGAUGCAUUCUGAUGUUACGAGAGGGGCUUCCCACAUGAAUACCACCAUUUCUAAAGAUGAUAAAACCCCUAUUCUGGUAGUGAUCCCUGGAUUGACAAGUGAUUCUGCUUCAUCUUAUAUAAAGCAUCUUGUCUUCGUGAUGGCAAGUCACGGAUGGAAUGUUGUAGUUAGCAACCAUCGGGGAUUAGGUGGCAUUUCAAUAACUUCUGAUUGGUUCUAUAAUGCGGGAUGGACGGAAGAUAUUCGAAAAGUUAUCGAGUAUCUUCAUCAUGAAUAUCCAGAUGCCCCUCUAUUUGCUGUUGGAACUAGCAUUGGUGCCAAUAUUCUGGUGAAAUAUCUUGGAGAAGAUGGGGAGAAUACUCCUAUUGCUGGGGCUGUAGCUAUUUGCUCUCCUUGGGACCUUUUGAUCUGUGACAGGUUUAUUUCUCGCAGGCUUGUCCAGAAAUUCUAUGACAGAGCUCUUACAAUUGGCCUUCAAGGUUAUGCUGAACUACAUCAGAAUGUAUAUUCUAGGCUUGGAAACUGGGAAGGCAUAAAAAAGUCACGUUCUGUUCGCGACUUUGACAACUAUGCCACUUGUCUUAUUGGCAAAUUUGAGACUGUGGAUACAUAUUACAGGCGUUGUAGCAGUGCUAGCUUAGUAGGAUAUGUAUCAGUUCCACUGCUAUGCAUCAGUUCUUUGGAUGAUCCUGUAUGUACUAGGGAAGCUAUUCCUUGGGAUGAAUGCAGGGCAAAUAAAAACAUCGUACUAGCCACCACAAGGCAUGGAGGGCAUCUGGCAUUUUUUGAAGGGGUAACUGCAAAGCGCCUAUGGUGGGUAAGGGCUGUUGACGAAUUCCUCAGCGUCCUAUAUGACAGCCCAUUCAUGCAUAAACAAAAGAAGGCACAAUGUUUGGGCAUGCACAUUCCACAAGAAUCUUCAAUUGAUCAGGGACCUUAUGUAAAUGUAUUGCAAGAUGGGAUGGUAACCGCAGCAGGGAAUGAGCAGACAGUCAACAUGGUGGAGGAGUCAUUUGCUGAUCCAGUGGUUCAUUUCAAGCAAGAAGAAAUGGUCUUAGGUACAGAGCAGCAGCUUGAGAGGGAAAGCAAGACCGAUUCCAUACAUGACAAUGCUCAAUCUAGUGAACAAGAUAAAAUGAGUGACUCGGAUGUCAAAUGCAAUGAUGACAAAACUGUUCCUGUGGAAAGAUCCAUAGAUAAACUUUCAAGACAGAAUAGGAAAUCCAUGUGGUUGCUCGCAUACGUUGCCAUCAUGACAACAUGGCCACUGGUAGGUGCAACUCUCCUCAUUGUCUUCAGGAAGAAGAUCAAAAAUAUCCUACCAGCAACAUGGCUUAGAAAAUAGGUACAAACUCCAUUCUAGUUGUUAUUAGUGGACAUUAUAUGUCAUGCAUUCCAAAUUGGGAAAAAUUAUAUGGUGCAGCAGGGGCCAACAUGCGUGGCAGGAUUAAUCAUUCCUCAUCAGAUGAAAAUGAAACCAUUCUUGAGUAAUAAGAAAAGCCCGCUCAUUGAACUUGAUUCCUAUGAAUCAGGGAGAACAUUUUUUAUCGUUCAUAUCAUAAGUAUUGUAAGCAGCAUUUUCAGUAACAAUACUGUAAACCUUUCUAGUGUAUUCCUGUUCUGAAACCACCAAAGUUCAUUAACAUCUAAGUGUUUUAUAUAAUUUUA